Messenger RNA from Prorocentrum cordatum, 549 nucleotides. Lineage: Eukaryota; Dinophyceae; Prorocentrales; Prorocentraceae. The record is from the annotation of a GenBank genome assembly.
AUGGAGAUGCAGUUGGUGACCCAGAUGACCAACGAGCUGAAGGACCACGGGAUCGACGUGAAGUGGCAAGCUCUCAUGCUGGCGAGCGGGCGCAGGAUCAAGAAUAUGCUGGCCACCACCACGGAGGUGCUGAACUGCCUGCAGGAGCGCUACGAUGCCAGGGACGCACGUGUGGCCGUGGUCUUCACCGAAUGCAAGUUUCAUUCUGCCAUCGUCUUCGGGCACGAGGACGACCAGCCAGACAGGGUCUACAUUUUGGGCUUGUCGGGCCGGUCCCGCGUGCUGGCCCGCGCCCCCCUCGCGGAGCUGCUCCGCCACGACUGGAGCGGGGUGGAGUUCUUGUGCCCGCCCGGAGACACCUGGUUGCCGUACAGCGAUAGCGGCGACAUCCCCGAGCUGCACCCGCUCUGGGAGAGCGAGGCCCCCGAGGCCUCGCUGGUCUACGACGAGUCCUCGGGCGCGUUCCUGGCGCCGGAGGCUGACCCAGCCACGAAGGAGAGGUCACGCUCCGCGUCUCCCUGGAGGCGGCAGGGCCUUACACCACCCUGA